Naumovozyma dairenensis CBS 421 is the source of this 1521-nucleotide messenger RNA. RefSeq names its product iron-sulfur cluster assembly protein NAR1 (gene NAR1). The record is from RefSeq and is a predicted model, not a curated record. Lineage: Eukaryota; Fungi; Ascomycota; Saccharomycetes; Saccharomycetales; Saccharomycetaceae. The transcript has a single exon. Bases 1 to 1521 code for a protein of 506 amino acids. Gene Ontology annotation, molecular function: 4 iron, 4 sulfur cluster binding. Gene Ontology annotation, cellular component: cytosolic [4Fe-4S] assembly targeting complex. Gene Ontology annotation, biological process: iron-sulfur cluster assembly.
AUGAGUACGUUACUAUCAGAAGAAGAUUUAAACGAUUUCAUUAGUCCGGCAUUAGCAUGUACCAAACCCACAGUGAUCAACAAGGAACCCGUUAAUGUGAACGAUAAGGGAGAAUAUGAAGUCAGCAAGGAACCUACCGAAUUAGAAAAAGUAUCAAUCACAUUAUCUGAUUGUCUUGCUUGUUCUGGUUGUAUCACUUCAAGUGAAGAAAUUAUGUUGAGUAGGCAAAGUUAUUCUGUCUUCUUGAAUGAUUGGAAGAAAUUAAAUGAUCUACCCGCGGACAAAGAAGAUAAUGAAACGGUGAAUAACAAGAAGAAGAUACUUUGUGUUAGUAUUGCACCACAAUGUAGGAUCUCGUUGGCAGAUAAUUAUGACAUGAGCAUAGAGGAGUUUGAUCUUUGCUUUAUGAAUUUCAUUAAGAAUUAUUUCCAGGGGAAAUAUGUUGUUGGGACCCAAAUGGGUAGGAAUUUGACUAUAAGUCGAACUAAUGAUAAAUUAAUUGCAUUAAAGAAAGAGGGGAAAUUAGAUGAAAGGCCAAUGUUGUCCGCCAUAUGUCCUGGGUUUGUCAUUUAUACUGAAAAGACUAAACCUAAUUUGGUUCCAUUAUUGUUGAAUGUUAAAUCACCACAACAAAUAACAGGGUCUUUGCUGAUGGAUAGCCUUGCUGAGGACGAACAAAUGUAUCACUUGACUUUGAUGCCCUGUUUUGAUAAGAAAUUAGAAGCUUCAAGACCUGAUGGUGAAAAUGAAGUUCAUUGUGUCAUUACACCAAAGGAAUUCGUUUCCAUGUUAGAAGAAUUAGAAGUUGAUUUCAAUUCAUAUAGAAUUCAAGAUGAAAAUUUAUUCUAUGAGAUGUCGCCUGAAGGUUGGGAUCCUCGAAUUCAUUGGUCUUCUAAUUCAGGUAGUAGUUCAGGUGGGUAUGCGUAUCAAUAUAUUCUUGAAAUGCAAAAUUUAAACCCUGGUACAAAAAUUUUGGAAAUUCCAGGGAAGAAUAGUAAUGUGGUCGAAUAUAGAUUAAUAGAUCCAAAUGAUAUUAAUCGUGGUACCAUUGCGUCGUCAGCAGAAUUAUCAGGGUUUAGAAAUAUUCAAAAUAUGGUACGGAACCUCGAUCGUAAAUCCAUUAAAAAUAAUGGAGCCAAAAGGAAAAUUCAAGUAUUAAGGAAAAGAAACACAUCUACUCAAAUGCAGAAAUUAAGUUUGUCAAAUAACAGUAAUGCUAUUAAUAAACCUUUAGUUGCCGAUCCAUACAAAACAGAUUAUAUCGAAGUGAAUGCAUCACCUGGUGGAUGUAUUAAUGGUGGAGGGUUAAUAAAUAACGAACAAAGUACAGUAAGAAAGAGAGCGUUAGCUCAAGAAUUGAGCGAUAAAUAUUCAAAAUCAUUUAAUUUAGUCGACCCAAUAAAGAUGGGUAGAAUGCUGGAUGAAACAUCGAAAAGCGGGUCUAGGCCAUACGAAUAUGAAUUCCACGCUGUGGAACAAGAUCAAGAAAAGGAUUUGGUUACUGUGGGAAACACAUGGUAA